Molecule: messenger RNA, 993 nt
Organism: Condylostylus longicornis
Lineage: Eukaryota; Metazoa; Arthropoda; Insecta; Diptera; Dolichopodidae
Exons: 6
Coding region: 1-993 (330 amino acids)
Biological process (GO): DNA damage response; DNA replication
Cellular component (GO): nucleus
Molecular function (GO): double-stranded DNA binding
Source: RefSeq, a predicted model, not a curated record
AUGCCUCGCGCCGAGGUUGGCACCCCGAAAUGGGUUGCGAAUAAGAUGAAGUCAAAAGGGCUCCAAAGACUGCGAUGGUACUGCCAGAUGUGCGAAAAGCAGUGUAGAGAUGAAAAUGGUUUCAAAUGCCAUUGUAUGUCCGAGGCCCAUCAAAGGCAAAUGCAGGUCUUUUCUCAACGAGCUGGGAAAUACAUGGAUGAAUUUUCAAAAGAUUUUGAGGGUGAAUUCAUGAAGCUGAUGAGAACCAGAUAUUGUCGUACCAAAGUCUUGGCAAACACGGUCUAUCAAGAUGUCAUCUCUGACAAACAGCAUGUUCAUAUGAAUGCGACGAUCUGGUCAACCUUAUCGGAGUUUGUUCUUUAUUUGGAACGCACUGGCAAAGUCCAUCUCGAAAAGUCAGAGCGAGGCUUUGUUCUUGAAUAUAUUGACAAGGAAAAGCUUCGAAAGGAGAGAGAUGCUGAUGCUAAACGCAAAGCUGAAUUAACAGCCGAACAAAGAAGGGAACGUCAAUUCAAUCGCCAAGUCGAAGCAGCGUGGCAGGAAAAGAGGAAAAUAGAAGGUGAAAAUCCUCCAGAGGAAGAGCGGUUACCUUUCGUACGAGAUGAUGAAUCAAAGCCCAUCGAAUUCAGUCUUCCCUCUCAAGUGAUACCAUCGACCGAUGAUAACAAAAAAAUCAAUUUUAGGAAAUUAGACAAAACUGACGACUCCCCUGUCAUCAUCAAGCACACCAACAAAUCCCUUAGCAGCGGGGACUUACUUCGGCUGCGCCAACCGAGAGAAUGGGAAAGAAUGAGCAAUCGAAUGGGAAGCGCAAGUUAUUCAUCAUUGAUCGUAUUCAAUGUACUAAGAGAACAAGAAAGACUGCCACUAUUCCGACUCUCAACAAACAGCAAGGAAGUCUCUCAUGCCACAAAUUCAGCACAUGCAGAAGUAGCAGCGCAUCAGUCCUGUUUCAGUUCAGCGGAUGGGAAAGAAAAGCAAGAAACCAGCUGA